This is a messenger RNA of Hydra vulgaris (swiftwater hydra), 920 nucleotides long. RefSeq names its product carbonic anhydrase 13-like. Gene Ontology annotation, molecular function: carbonate dehydratase activity; zinc ion binding. The record is from RefSeq and is a predicted model, not a curated record. NCBI's taxonomy places the organism in Eukaryota, Metazoa, Cnidaria, Hydrozoa, Anthoathecata, Hydridae.
AUGUUCAAUGAUUUCAAUCAGUUAGUUGAACCUUACUGGGACUAUUCUAAAGAACACGGUCCUCAUCAAUGGUCAAAGUAUUGGAAUUUUACAAAAAGACAGUCUCCAAUCAAUUUAAACUCAAAAUUAAUUCAAUAUGAUUCCACUCUAAAGACGCUGCAUUUUGAUAAGAAAAAAAUUAAUCUUGAAGUAAAAAACAUUGGUAAAAAUAUUUCUUUCUCUGCCGUAAAUGAUGCUGAAAUCAUAUUUUCAGGAGGCUCUUUAAAAAAUCGAUAUGCAUUUCGAGAAAUGCAUUUUCAUUGGGGCGAAGUCCUUCAUGGAAAAUGUUGUCACGGCUGUGAACAUACUAUAGAUGGCAACAGUUAUUCAGCUGAAAUGCAUAUUGUUCAUUGGAAUGUAGAUUUAUAUAAAACUGAGUUAGAAGCUUUGAAAAGCCCUAAUGGUGUUGCCGUGUUAGGAUUAUUUAUAGAUGCUAAGGCGAUUAACAAACAAAACGAAUCUUUUGAAUUGGUUAUCAAUAUGUUUAAUAAAGUUCCAUAUAUGAACUAUAAAACCAAGUUAGAAGUUUCUCCUUAUUUUUUGGUUCCGAUUUGUACGGAGAAUUUUUACACAUACCCUGGCUCAUUAACUACUCCCCCUCUUACUGAAAAUGUUACGUGGAUAUUACUUGCUGAGCCAAUCAAGAUUUCUAUAGAUCAGCUUAAAAGAAUGACAACGUGCACCUCUGAUUGUGGAUAUAUUACCAACAACUAUCGUCCAAUUCAACCGUUAAACGACCGUGUAGUUCGUUCGUCGUUUUGUUUACACCCUGAGAGCCGCAAUUAAACCAUCUCCUAACAGUUGUCGUGAAAAACUCAUAGAAAACUAUAUUUUUUAAAUUGAAAAUAAACGACAAGCAAGUUUUCAUCACUUCAUUUUUA